This is a messenger RNA of Myxozyma melibiosi, 2079 nucleotides long. RefSeq lists its product as uncharacterized. Bases 119 to 1891 code for a protein of 590 amino acids. The transcript is spliced from 2 exons. NCBI's taxonomy places the organism in Eukaryota, Fungi, Ascomycota, Lipomycetes, Lipomycetales, Lipomycetaceae. The record is from RefSeq and is a predicted model, not a curated record.
CUUUGUCUUCCUCCUCUUCUUCUUCUUCCUCAGUGUCCUCCUCCUCUUCCUCUUCUUCCUCUUCUUCAUAUUCCUACUCCUCAUCUUCCUCCUCAUCCUCAUCUCCUCUGUUCAACCCAUGGACCCCUACACCCCUCCCUUCCUCCACCCCUCCCACCCCUCCCCUGCCUCCUCCUUUACCUACUCCUUCCCCGACUCCCUCCACUCCCUCCCCUCCCUCCCCUCUCUCCCCGACAAACCAAAGAAGACAAAGACCCCCCGCAAAUCCCGCGCAAAGCCCAAAUCGCUCGCGAUCCCUCCCCAGACCCCUCCCCCUCCCCGCCAUGAUCUCACCCCUCCCGCCUCCUCCCCUCUGCGCGAGUCCUAUCUCUCCCACUCCGACGCCCACCACCCGUCCGUCGCCGGCAAGACCGUGCCUUCCCACCCCUUCCUCACUCCCCAGUCCAUCCGCCGCCAGCGCCAGCGCCAGCAGUCCUCUUCCCCUGUCGCCCACGACGCCGCCAGCAACGCCCUCGGCAUCUUCGUCUCCGGCCCUGACUCCAGCGAGGCCGUCGAUCCCCACCUCAUCUACUCCGGCGGCCAAUCCCAGCUUACUCAUCUGACUCCCUCCUCGUCGUCGUCAGACGACAAAUCCCACCCGGCAGAGUACGACUCCUACACAAAGUUCUUCAGAUCGCCUAUCCAGUACCCGCCCUACCUCGGCAAGCGCUCUCUCAGCGACUUUGGCUCGCUCUCCUCCAGCUGGUUGAAAUCAUCUACAAAAUCCUCCUCAGAGAAGACCAAGGAUCAUAAGCGCCACAAGCGCUCGCGCACAAUCAGCUCGCUCUCGGUCUCGAGCGACGCUGCUGUCGCUCCUCCUGCCGAUGAUCUGAGAACCCCGCCUGCGUCGGCGACAACGCUCUGCUUCUCCAUCUCCGACGACGGUCAGGCGGUUAUUGAGUGUCGCUCUGAUGCUGCUCUAAGCCAGACCGCGCCGCCCUUGUCUGCGAUCUCUCAGGACUGCCCUCCCACAACGACGCUUUCACGCUCACGCAACCCUUCCUCGUCGCUUUCGAUCGCAACCAUCUCGUCGUCCGACUACACCAGUUUCUCGUCCGACGACGAUGAGCAAUCCGGUGUUUCCGAAGCUGAGACAGAGAUCUUUGAUCCCAAGCUCGAGCACAUCUCGCGCUCGGACGCGCGUGUCGCGAUGGCGAAGGCAAUCAGACGACAGCAGGCUUUGCUACAGGUCUACAGAGAGCGGGUUGCUUCCCGGGACACGGCGCGGUCGGAGAAGAAGAAGAGCCGGAAGAUGAAGCGGAGUGCGAGCACGAACGAUGUUCAUGAGAUGCAGCAAAUGCGCGGCGAGCAGGGUAGCGUGAUGCAGGAGUCCGCGCCGUUGAGUUAUCCUAUGAUGGCUGCGACUUCGAUGCCUGCCAGAGCCGCUACUUUUGAACAGCAUGAGUACUCACAGCAGCAGCAGCAGCAGCAGGAGGGAUGGAUGAUGCAGGAGAUGGCGUAUCAGCAUCAGCAUCAGCAGGCCGAAACUCAGGCAGCGCAGGCUAGAGAGACCACCCCGAAGCGCAAGCGAGGCAGACCCAGAAAGACCACUACCGCGCCAGCUCCCCAGCUUGCUGCUGUCGAGGAGCCAGCACCUACCGCCCCAGCUUUAGCGGCGUCGAGCGAGGGCGUUGCGAGGUGCAUAUGCCAUGCAAAGGACUGGUACGGCGAGCCGAUGAUUCAGUGUGAUUCGUGCCAGUGCUGGCUUCAUAUGUCGUGCGUGGGUCUUGAUCCGAAUGUACAGUUUUCGGGAUCAUGGUAUUGCCCGUACUGCACAGAGGCGCAACGUCAUCAUCACCAGGCGCAGAUGCAGCAGAACCAGCAGAUUCAGAGAGCGCAUCAGGGUUAUUAACGGAGAGAUUAGAAUGAGAGAUUAAGAGAAAAAGGGAUGAUUGUUGUAUUUGUUUUACAAUGAUGGCGUUUUAUGAUAGGAAUGUCUUUUAUGAUUAUUUGUGAUUAAUGAUUACAGAAGUACUGUGACUGUGAGUGAAGGAUUGUAGUAUAGUUAGUUCAGCAAUCUAUAUUAGUGUUUCAACCUGG